Molecule: messenger RNA, 5690 nt
Organism: Coffea eugenioides
Lineage: Eukaryota; Viridiplantae; Streptophyta; Magnoliopsida; Gentianales; Rubiaceae
Product: putative disease resistance RPP13-like protein 1
Exons: 6
Coding region: 384-1847 (487 amino acids)
Biological process (GO): defense response to other organism
Molecular function (GO): ADP binding
Source: RefSeq, a predicted model, not a curated record
UGAUCACAGACUCUAUCCCAAACCUUUUCUCCAACUUCACUCGUCCCUGUUUCUCAUUUCACUACACCAUUCCUCAUUACCACCAAUUCACCCACGGAGCGGAAGAGAGAGAGAAGCUUCAUCAUCAACCUCUGGACUGACUUGUGAGCCCGAAACCAUUUGAAGCAAACUUGUUUUGUCUGCUACCACUCUAUUCCAAACCUUUUCUCCAACUUCGCUCGUCACCAUUCUUCAUUACCACCAAUUCAACAAAGAAGCAGAAGAGAUAGAGAAGCUUUCAUCAACUUCUGGUCUGACUUGUGAGCCCGAAAUCAUUCGACGCAAACUUGUUUUGUCUGCUACCGCUGCAAGCAUUUUUCUUUCCCGACCUGUGCCUAGGAGAUAUGGCUGACGUUGCUUUAGCUAUGGGAAGCUCUGUCUUCUCGGCUUUCCUUCAAGUUGUAUUUGAUAGGAUGGCUACAAAAGAGUUCUUCAAUCUAUUUCGGGGAAGAGAGAAUGACGGAGAACUCCUCGAGAAACUCAAACUGAACUUACAAAUAGUUGGAGAUGUGCUUGAUGAUGCAGAGAACAAGCAAACAAGGAACCGAUCUGUCAAAGGAUGGCUAGAUAAGCUUCAUGACACUAUCUACGAGGCAGAUGACUUGCUUGAUGAGAUCAACACUGAGGCACUACGACUGAAGGUUGAAGCUAUAUGCAAUAACUCGACCAGUCAGGUAAGUGCUUUGAAUUACAGCUCAUCUUUCAGUAAUGAUUUCCUUGGGAAGAUGAUGCCACAGAUAGAAAAAAUGGUUGCUAGAUUGGAUUGGUUCAUACAACAAAUUAACCCUAUGGGUUUGCGAGUUGUUGAACCAAAAAGGCAAUCCUGUCGAACUCCUUCGACUUCUUUGGUUGAUGAGGCCACAGUGUAUGGUAGAGAUGCUGAUAAGGAGAAGAUAAUUAAAAUGUUGCUAUCUGAGAGUGCAAAUGGAGUCAAUUUCACUGUGAUUUCUGUAGUGGGACUUGGGGGAAUUGGUAAGACCACUCUUGCUCAAUUGAUUUACAAAGAUAAGAGGGUGCAAAAUCACUUUCCUACAAAAGCAUGGGUUUGCAUAUCAGAAGAUUAUGAUGCUGCCAGGAUAACGAAAGAACUCCUUGAAGGGCUUGAUAUUCCACUUUCAGAUGCAAGCGAGAAUUUGAAUUCCCUUCGAGUGAAGCUACAAUUGGAGCUAACUGGCAAAAGGUUUCUUCUUGUUUUAGAUGAUCAUUGGAAUCGGGACUACAACGAGUGGGAUAGAUUCAAGGUGCUAUUCACAGGUGCAAUGCAAGGAAGUAAGAUCAUUGUAACUACACGUGAUGAGAAAAUUGCAUUAAUGAUGUGUAAAAAAGAGUCAAUUUAUUCCUUGGAUUUGAUAGCAGAGGAAGAUUGCUGCUCCUUAUUUGAAAAGCAUGCCUUUGAAAAUAUAGAUGGAGAUCAAAGACUAGAACUUGAAGAUAUAGGAAAGAAAAUUGUGAAGAAGUGUGCAAGGUUGCCUUUGGCUGUGAAAACAGUUGCAGGUCUCUUGCGUUCAAAAACAACGGCUGAAGAGUGGGAAGAUAUUUUAGUAAGUGAAGUAUGGACUCAAACAGACAAUGAAGAUGACAUCUUGCCAGCGUUGAGAUUGAGCUACAGUCAUCUUCCAUCUCGUCUUAAAAGGUGCUUUGCCUGUUGUGCUGUAUUUCAUAAGGAUUUCGAAUUUAGAAAAGAGGAAAUAAUUCAUUUAUGGCAAGCUAAUGACCUUUUGGAGCCUCCAGGAGAAAACAGGGGAAUUGAACAAAUCGGUGAAGAGUACUUACGUGAGUUGAGGUUUCGGUCCUUAGUCCUUACUUGAGCAGUCAACUGACGGUUUGUUUUCGAUGCACGACCUUGUCAAUGACUUGGCCAUAGCUGUUUCUAGAAGGUACUGUUACAGGCUGGAAGAUAAUGACCCGGAACAUGGUAAAAUAGGCAGCAUAAGUUACUUUUCAUACCAUCCUAGUAGUUUUCAUGACACAUUUCAUAAAUUUGAACUCUUGAGGGAGACCAAGAACUUGAGAACAUUUUUACCAUUAAGUAAACGACGUGGCGGAAAAGGAUUGAGCCACAAAUUUUUGCAUGAAAUGUUGCCCAAAUUCAGGUCCUUAAGGUUUCUGUCGUUGUUGUUCUAUAAAAUCCAUAAGUUGCCCGACUCAAUUAGUGAUUUGAAACACCUUCGUUUGCUGAAUCUCUCUUCUACUCCUUUGGAAACCCUACCAGAGUGUAUCUGCGCCUUAUAUAACCUCCAAACAUUGUUGUUGUCAGAUUGUGAGAAACUGGAAGAGUUGCCGGUAAGUUUGGCGAAGUUAAUUAACUUGUCUUACCUGGAUAUUAGUGGAACUCCGUUGAAAAAAAUGCCACUGUAUAUGAGUAGACUGAGAAACCUUCGAGUUUUGACUAAUUUUAUAGUAGGCAAGGACAGCGGUUCAAUGAUUGAGGAGUUGGGCAAAUUUCCUAAGCUUCGUGGUAGGCUCUUCAUUUCAAAGCUGGAAAAUGUUUGUAGUGGUAGGGAUGCAUCGAUGGCGAAUCUAAAGGGCAAGAAACACCUUGACGAGUUAACUUUGGAGUGGAAUGGUGCUAUCAAUGAUUCGCAAGCUGUGAGAGAUGUGCUUGAUAAUUUACAACCUCAUUCAAGCAUAAAGCAUCUCAAGAUCAUAGGGUAUGGCGGGACAACAUUUCCAGAUUGGCUAGGCAACUCUUCGUUAAGCCAUUUGGAAUCGUUGAGUCUUUCUAAUUGUGAAAAUUGUUUUUCCUUGCCUGCACUUGGGCAGCUAGAGUCCUUGCAAUCACUUGAAAUUGUUGGAAUGAGUUAUAUAUCAGAUUUGGCGGAGGAUUUUUAUGGAGAUGUCAGUGCAACCAAACCAUUCCCAUCUCUGAAAAAGUUGAGAAUCGAGAAGUUGCCAGAGUGGGAGAGAUGGUACAUACCAGAAGGUGAAGUCUUCAAUAGACUCAAAAAACUCAGUAUAAUUGACUGUCCCAAACUGAUUGGAGAGCUUCCCCAACAACUUGCAUCGCUGCAAAGCCUUGAGAUAUCUGGGUGCGACAAUCUUGUGUGUCCCAGUGGUCGAUUGAGCGUCUUCAAUGGAGAGAUUCGACAAAAAUUUUCAUCUCUCCGUGAAUUGAAGAUUUCAGCGCUAAAAAAUUUGAAAGAGUUGCCCCUACAGCUCAACCAAUUAUUCCGACUUACGGUUGAUGAUUGUGGGUCUCUCUUACCCUCGCACGUGAGUAGACUGCCUGCUUCACUUUAUUCACUUGAGUACAAGGGAUGCUGCAAUUUGGAAUUGGAGAGUUCAAGCGGGGAGGAUGGUGGCGCCUUGGAGCGCUUGAUAUUAGAAAAUUGUGACACUGUCAAAGUCAAAGUCGAGUGGCUUGCCUCGUUUCCCAUGCUAAAAGGUGUUCAAUUUUAUAAAUGCAAGAGUGUUGAGAUGCUCUCAGUUCCUGCUGCACCUGGGAUUGGGAUUGGGAAUCAGAGUGGCAUGACAACUACUACUACUAGUACUAGUAGUGUGAUGACGUCACUUCAAUCCUUAUACAUCUCGUUCUGCAAUGAUCUAAUAUUGUCUUUUCCAGCCCCCAAUCUAACGCGGCUCGAAAUAUGGUAUUGCGAGAAGCUCACGUCGUUGCCGCAACGGAUGGAAUCCCUCCUCCCAUCUCUUCGAUCUCUGCUUCUAUUAAAUUGUCCAGAAAUUGAGUGCUUCCCGGAAGGGGGUUUGCCCUCCACCCUACAAUCCCUUGCCAUCUUUGAUUGCAAGAAGCUCACGAGUCGUAGGAGAGAGUGGGGUUUGGAUAAACUCCCCUCUCUCGCGGAUUUGACCAUUAAGAGUCCCUGUGAUGAAGUAGAGUCGUUUCCAGAGGAGGACUGGCGGUUGCCUUGCGCGCUUCAAUCUCUCUACUUGUCCUCCCUUCAGAAUCUGAAAGUGCUAAACUAUUCGGCUCUUCGACACCUCACCUCUCUUCAAAUGCUAGGCAUCUAUCAUUGCCCUCGACUCCAGUCCCUACCAGAAGAGGGACUGCCCGCCUCCCUCACCGAACUACAUAUCGCAAAUUGUCCACUGCUGAAACCAAGGUUAGAAUGGGAGAAAGGACAAGAUUGGCCCAAGGUUGCCCGCAUCCACCGCGUAAUAGUCGAUCGGCAGCCAGUUCCUUGACGGUGACGCUGAGGGAGGAAAUCUAUAGCUGAUUACUCUCAUCAAGUGCCUGCUGCCGAAAAGGAUAAAUCCAUCUCCUGCAUUUUUGAUAUCUGAGACUAGACAUUUUUGUCCAGAAAUAGUGCUUCCUGGAAGGGCGUUUGGCCUGUUAGCCAAAUUUAUAUUGAGAUCUCCUAUUGUGAAGAGCGCAUGAGUCACUUGAGAGAGUGGGGUUUGGAGAGGCUCCCUGUUACACACUCGAGCUUUGGUGUUAGCUAUGCAGAGUUGUUGUGUAGGCGGAUUGCUGCCUUACUCGCUUAAAUCUCUCGGAUUGUAAAACCUUAAGAAUCUGAACAUGCUAAACUAUUCAGGUCUUUGACACCUCACUGUUUUCUUCAAAAGCUAAAAAUCAUGACCUGUAUUGCACUCCAGUCCCAACCAGAAGAGGGAAUUCCCACCUCCCUCUGCAUGGGAAAUCUUUGACUGCCCACUAUUGAAACCAAAGUUAGAAUGGCAGAAGGAACAAGACUGGCACAAGAUUGCGGGCUUCCCCAUGCAUUAGUUGUUCAAUAAUUAGUCCCUUCACAGAAAUGCUAAAAGUGUGAAGGAUUCGACAGUUACUAGACCUCCAUCAUCUCUUUGGAUUAAGAAUUGCACUCUACCUAUCUAUGGAAUAUAGCUCAUUAUUGUUCUCAGCUUCAGCCAUUGCUGGUAGAGGGUCCACCUAUGUCGCUCUUUAUGGCAGAAAUAAAAAAUGCCCACAUCGAUGACAAUACAGGGAAGAAGAUGGUUGGUGCAAUGUAGCUCAUAAUUCAUGGAUGUCAAUGAUGAACUCAUUCUAUGAUCAGUUAUGCACUUGCAGUUUCUUUGUAAGAAUUGGGGCUAUGAUUAUUUAGUGCCUCUUUUCAGAAGUACGUAUCACAAGGAGUUCAAUUUGCUACUUCCAAAGGUGCAACCUUCCUCGCGCAUUAAUGUUCAAAAAUGUGGGAGCAUCCUGUAGCUAAGAGCAUUUUAGCUCGAUGUUGCCUCCAGCCUGCAACCAUAUCCUUUUGAUGGUGGAUAUCCAGAGUUUGCCCUCUCGCUGAGAAUCCAAGAUUAGUGGCACCGAUGAAGAAGAGUCGCUUCCAUGAUACUGGCUGCUGUCUUGCACGUUGCACCCUUACAAUCUCUCACUUGGAGCAGCAUAAGAGUUGAAGAACAAUGACCUACAAGCGUCUUCAGCACUUUAACCAUUUUGAAGAUAUGGAAACAGCUGACCGCUUUCAGCUCUAGUCACUGCAAAAAGAGUGGUUGGCAACUUCCCGGGCUCUCUUAUGCAUGAAAAAUCUUAGUUCUUGCCUUGCAUUUGGAAAUUCAGGAAUUUUUCAACUUUUGAGAUUAAUCUCUACUUCCUUUUUGGUGCAUUCCUCCGGAGUCACUUUUUACAUUGGAUCAUAGAAAAAUUUUUCCUUUCUCUUUGCAAUUAACAAUAGGGUCGCAUUUUGUAAUUCCUUUGCAUUUCUUAUUUGAUUUCAAAAAUUAGUUUUUGAAUA